Molecule: messenger RNA, 743 nt
Organism: Acanthisitta chloris (rifleman)
Lineage: Eukaryota; Metazoa; Chordata; Aves; Passeriformes; Acanthisittidae
Product: transient receptor potential cation channel subfamily M member 3-like
Exons: 4
Biological process (GO): monoatomic cation transmembrane transport
Molecular function (GO): monoatomic cation channel activity
Source: RefSeq, a predicted model, not a curated record
UAUGUACGUGUGUCUUUUGACACAAAGCCUGACCUUCUUCUGCAUCUGAUGACCAAAGAGUGGCAACUUGAGCUCCCCAAACUUCUCAUCUCUGUGCAUGGGGGCCUUCAGAAUUUUGAACUUCAGCCAAAACUCAAGCAAGUCUUUGGAAAAGGCCUUAUUAAGGCUGCUAUGACAACUGGAGCAUGGAUUUUCACUGGAGGAGUAAACACAGGAGUCAUUCGUCACGUUGGAGAUGCAUUGAAAGAUCAUGCUUCAAAAUCUCGGGGGAAGAUCUGCACCAUUGGUAUAGCUCCCUGGGGGAUUGUGGAAAAUCAAGAGGAUCUGAUCGGCAAAGAUGUGGUUCGACCAUACCAGACAAUGUCCAAUCCCAUGAGCAAGUUGACAGUGCUCAACAGUAUGCAUUCUCAUUUUAUUUUGGCUGACAAUGGCACUACGGGUAAAUAUGGAGCAGAGGUGAAGCUUCGCAGACACCUGGAAAAGCACAUUUCACUUCAGAAGAUAAAUACAAGAAUUGGUCAAGGGGUUCCAGUGGUGGCGCUUAUUGUGGAAGGAGGUCCCAACGUUAUCUCUAUUGUUCUGGAGUACCUUCGAGACACUCCUCCUGUUCCUGUUGUGAUAUGUGAUGGCAGUGGCCGGGCAUCUGACAUCCUUGCCUUUGGUCACAAAUACUCUGAAGAAGGAGGGUAAGUAAUUUCCAGUAUGAGUUCUUUCUCUGUCCACAGGUUCAACUUGGUGGUAAG